This is a messenger RNA of Echinostoma caproni, 486 nucleotides long. The record is from the annotation of a GenBank genome assembly. NCBI's taxonomy places the organism in Eukaryota, Metazoa, Platyhelminthes, Trematoda, Plagiorchiida, Echinostomatidae.
AUGUGCUCCAGAUCAAGUGCCCAUGACCGAGAAGCACCUGGACCCGAGGGCGUAGAAGUCAAACGUGGCGAAUACAAAAAGAUGGGCCUUUAUGACUUCGUCAGGAGAGAUAUUGAACGCUUUCAUGCUCACCCGGAAUGUUUGGGGUACCUCGCAUUUGCAUUUUCUCUCAAUUUGUCAACAACAGGUUCCGCCGCUGGAGUUGGCAGUGGGGAUUUUCACAUAUAUCGUGGUAUUCGCCGCCGAGAGUAUGCUCGUCUCGAAGCUAUCGAACAGUCUGCCGAAGAGGAGCGCUUGAAUCAAGAGUUUCAAGAAAGACAGAGACAGUUAGAUGCGCUAGCUGAGGCAAAAACAGCCAGACGGCGUAUGAAGCGUCAGAAGAAAAAACUCAAGCGACUAAACAAGCGAACCCAGUUGAAAACAACGGACUCCAAUGAAAAGGUUGAAUCUGGUUCGGACUCGGAAGACUCACAGCAUGCAGAUUAA